Triticum turgidum subsp. durum (durum wheat) is the source of this 2235-nucleotide messenger RNA. The record is from the annotation of a GenBank genome assembly. Lineage: Eukaryota; Viridiplantae; Streptophyta; Magnoliopsida; Poales; Poaceae.
AUGUUAGGUUGUGUUACUAUAUAUACGGGUUAUGGGUAUCAGAGGAGGCCGUGCGUCCAAAGCAGUUUAGCUAUGACACCGCUACAAACCUUGCUCCUCCUACUUGUCUUCUAUGCCGCGCUCCUCACCACGGCCGUCUCCGGCGCGCCGUCUGUGCCACCAGCGCCGGUGCCGCCCGACGCAAAAAACUGUCCUGGCAAAUGCGGGGAAAUAGACAUCCCCUACCCAUUCGGCAUCGGCCCCGGGUGCUCCCUGUCGGGCCGGUUCGCCCUCACGUGCAACGAGACGACGAGUCCACCCACCCUGCUCCGGCGCGACAUCAAGGUCGCCAACAUCACGCUGGAGACGGCGCAGAUGGUGGUCUACACCCACCUGACCUAUAGCUGUGACCAGCCGGGCAGCAAGAACACGAGCACGAGGGUGAGUGCGGUGCUCCGCGUUCGCAACCCGUUCCUGAUCUCGGCGUCGGCCAACGUGUUCACGGCCAUCGGGUGCAGGUCGGCGGCCAGGCUCAGGAGCCGCAGCGUCAGCGACUACCUCACCGGCUGCAUCACGACGUGCCUGAGGGUGAACGACACCGGGGACGACGGCACGCCCUGCAGCGGACACGGCUGCUGCGAGACCUCGCUGAUUUCCCGCCUCAACCAGGUCAACGUCAGCUGGAGCACGCGCGCGCUGGGCACCAACCCUGUGCCUGAAAGCCCGUGCCAGUACGCCUUCGUCUCCACCAAAGGCUGGUACCAUUUCAAAAAAACUGAUCUAAUUGGGAAUAUGACAUUCAUAAAUAGACUUGGACAUGGCCCCGUCGUUCCUGUUGUCCUUGACUGGGCAAUACGGGAUGGAACAUGCCCGUCGGCGCCAGAGGGUGACAACAGUGAGAAUGUUCCCUACGCAUGUGUUAGCGCCCAGAGCUAUUGCGUAAAUGCCAGCAAUGGAGCACGCGGCUAUUUCUGCAGAUGUUCUAAGGGAUACAGUGGCAACCCAUACAUUAAAAAUGGAUGCACAAAUAUUAACGAGUGUGAGCUACGGAGAUCCCCAAACUCAACAAUUUACAAGAACAUGUAUCCUUGUCAUGGAGGGAGAUGCCACGAUAGAGAAGGUGACUAUGAGUGUAAAUGCAAUUUCGGACGAAGAGGUGAUGGUAAAAGCCAGAAGGGUUGUGAACUUGUAGUGUCCACGACUGCUGUAGCGGUGAUAGGAACAAUUGGUGCCAUUGCAUUACUCGCCGUGCUACUGAUAUUCUUACAUAUGGAGAACGAGAAAAGAAAACUGAGAGAUUGUUUCAACAAAAACGGCGGACAAUUACUCAAAAGCCUCAAGGUCGAGAUCUUCACAAAGGAAAAGCUAGACCACAUCACAAAUAACUAUCGUUGCAUAAUCGGCCAAGGCGCCUUCGGCAAGGUCUACAAGGGAGCCACGGGUGCCAGAGACAAUGUACGGGUUGCCGUGAAAUGCUCGAUCCCCAUCAACCAGGACUGGAAGAAGGAGUCUUUUGCGAAUGAGAUCACAAUCCAGUCCAAUAUCAGCCACCGGAACCUGGUCCAACUGUUGGGUUGCUGCCUGGAGACGGAGGUGCCCAUGCUGGUCUACGAGUACGUGCCCAGGGGGAGCCUCCACGACGUACUCCACGUUGACAAUAAGGAACCUCUCCCGCUGGAAACACGCUUGGAUAUCGCUAUCUAUUCAGCAGUUGCGCUCGUUUACAUGCACUCGGAGGCGAGUCAGACAUCAAUCAUCCUCCACGGAGAUGUGAAGUCGGGCAACAUCCUCCUGGACGACGGGUUCACGCCCAAGGUGUCGGACUUCGGGACGUCGAGGCUCAUGUCCAUCGACAAGGACCACACCAACUGGGUGGUCGGGGACAGCAGCUACAUCGACCCCGUGUACAUGAAGACCGGGCUGCUCACCGAGAAAAGUGACGUGUACAGCUUCGGCAUCGUACUACUGGAGCUCCUGACCCGGAAAAAAGCAAGGUAUGACGGGAACCAUAGCCUGCCACUGGAUUAUGUCAAGGCUUCCAUGGGUGGGGCGGUGAGGGAGAUGUUUGAUCCAGAGGUUGCGUCUGGUGGGAAGGAAAAUGAGGAGUGCCUCGAGGAGGUGGGCAAGAUCGCGGUGCAAUGUCUCAAGGAGGAUGUGAACGACAGGCCCACCAUGAGUGAAGUGGCUGAGAGACUUAAAAUAUGUAAGUGCCGGUGGUUGGAGCAUGACAGGAAGACGAAUGAGAUCUGCACUUAG